CACAUUAAACUCAGGUGCAUCUGAUUCUACGUGUCUCCAGUGAUUUUUUUUGACCUCUGAGUAUUUGAGUUUUUGAUAUCUAAUGGAAGACAAAGAAAGUCCGUUUGAGAGGAAAAGAGCGAGGUCGUGAGCUAACUGGCCCGGCUCGGGACCUUGACUUUUUUGCUUCUACAGCCAUCAAUCUGCUUGUACAUUCAGGAUGGACGUGAAACAGCAUUGUGUGAGGCUGUCAGUAAAGCCAUCCAGAGGACUCGUGGAUGAGAAGUUCACCAUCUUGGUCCAGAAUGUCUUUCCUGGUUCCUACCUUACCAUCCACGCCCUCCACCAGAGUGAGGAAGGACACAGCUGGGAGGCGUUCGCUCACUACACCGCUAACGCCACUGGGACUGUGAACGUUUCAGAGGAUCCCAGUCUGGGCGGGACAUAUUCUGGGGUUGAACCGAUGGGUCUACUGUGGAGCCUCAGACCAGUUCCAGGCAACAAACCUGGGCUCAGGCUGAGGAAGAUGAACGUCCAGACUCCCAUGGAGGUCACAAUCUCUUUGUACCAGGGUCACCAGACUGAAGGCUUCCUGGACCAGGUGCCUCUUGCCAGUGUCAUGGUGGAGCGUUGGUACAUGGCGCCUGGUGUCCACCGGAUCCCGAUCACAGAUUACGGACUCAGCGCUGUCCUCCUCCUGCCCCCAGGACCAGGACCUUUCCCCGGUGUCCUGGAGCUGUGGGGGGGUGGAGGGAAGUUGGUGGAGUACCGUGCAGCGCUGCUGGCCUCCCACGGCUUUGCAUCCCUGGCCCUCGACUACCUGACACCUAAAACCACCAUGGAAACAGGGAAGAUGGUGGACAAUGAGUACUUUGAGAGGGCGUACAGAGUUCUGGAGCAGCAUCCUCAAGUCCUCAGUGAUAGAAUCGCCAUUUUGGGUAUUUCCUUCGGCGCCUGUGUCGUCUUCAAAUUUGCUGUUUACUCCCAAGUUAUGAAGGUCAAGUGUGUGGUAGCUAUUAGUGGAAUUCAUGAGCAGCCGUUGGACGGGAUGAUAGCGGACAUCUUAGCUCACUAUCACAAAAACGCUGCAAAAACUCGCUACAACGAGGCGAAUGAGGUGAUCUGCCGUGAUCUGAUGCUGCCCAUCACCACAGACCCUGCAUUCAAGGUGGAUGUGGGACGACUCCAGUGUCCUCUGUUGCUGGUUGUAGGUGAGGACGAUCAGAACUGGCCAGCCUGCGAGGCUGCAAUGGACAUGAAGGAGAUGAUGGAGCGGGCUGGGAACAGCCACCUGCUGACCAUUCUGUCGUACCCGAACGCUGGUCACCUGAUCGAGCCACCGUACACGCCACACACCAGAUCCAGCCUCUACAGAGCGGCUACCACAGGGAAGAGGAUAAUAAUUCUGUGGGGCGGAGAGAUGGUGGCGCACUCUCGUGCUCAGGAAGACGCCUGGAGGAAGACGCUGGCCUUCCUGAGGGAGAAUCUGUUCGGGGACAUAAAACCUGCGGUGACCUCAUUAUCACACCUGUAACACCAAGUCACACUGAACCAUCACUACCAGAACAUUUAUGAAAUAUACAAUGAUGGAAUGAUGUAAGCUGGGUCAGUCAGUUUAAUUAAAGUCAUGCUGAUGGUUUAACAUUAACAAGUUACAGAUUCUGACCUUCAGAAGGUUUUAAUCCAUCAUAAUCACAUAUACAGUCAUUUGUAUCCCUGCUCUUCAGUUUGUGAUUUCCCUCCUUCGAGCAGACUUUGGUUUUAUUUGUCAACAUCAAAGUUGUGAUCUUGUAAUGUCCUGCCGAGAGCAGAGAAAGUUUUAAGACCAGUUUCAACCACGAACAAAUAAUACAGCCUGUUGAGAAUGAAGCUCUUCCAUGUAUUUCAUUAAUAAACAAUAGAUCCUUUAGAAUACACCAACAAAAAUACUACAAAUAUAUAAAGAAUGCUUUAAAUGCACAGAACACAUGAGAGAAUAAACAUGGAAAUUGUGCUUAGGUAAAGGUUUGUUUUAUCAAUUUUUAAGCUGGUGGAUACAAAGUGAAGCAGUUUGUUUUCUUAUGAUGGUUCUGAUUGUUUUAAUGUCAUAAAUGUAGGAGGGACACCCCUUCUGAACUCUCCCAAAACCUAAAGUAAAGGAACAGGGGUGAGAUGGGUCACUCUGAGAUCAAAUGUUUAUUGCUUUGGCCGUUUCACCUCAUUCCUAAGGAACUCUUUCACCGUCAUCCUGGCGUCAAGGGUGGUAAAGGUGUCAAUUGGAAAUACUCCAGAUUUAAGUUUUGAUUAACAUCCUGGAAAAAUCCAGGGUUGUUGACAACACUGCCAGACCCAGGGUCAUUAACUAUGCUUUUUUUUUUUUUAAUUUUUUUUUUUUAAUUUUUGGCAUAAUGGACAUUAACAAUAUCAUUGCACUUGUAAAUUGUUAUGCAUAGGUAAAAGACAACAACAGAAAUAAUCAUAAAACAAAGAAACACAAAGAAAAACACAUCAACAGUAUACCUUGACUAAGUUACUAACAGGUCAACCAGAUAAUACAAUGAAAUCCUCAUAAUCAAACUAUUCGCCGUAUAGACGCACCACAAGUCUCUCACUAAAAUGUGUCAUAUCCUCACAUCCAACCAGCAGGGAGAAAACAAUAAAUAAUGAAUAAAAUAUACACAUAUACACAUACAUACAUACAUACGUAUAUAUACACACAAGCUGUCACCCUUUUUAAAAAAUAUAUUUGGAAGAAACAUUGGCAGGCACUGAAAGAGAUACAAAAAUCUAGGGAGAGUGUUCAUUUUAAUAGAGUUUAUCCUUGCGGCUAAAGAGAGGUGUAGCAGAGACCAGCGUUCUAAAUCUUCCUUAGUGCGGGUUAGAAGUGAACUGAAGUUGGCCUUGAAAAGGUUUUCAAAUCUAUUAGUGACAUGUAUACCAAGAUAAACAAAACUACCAUUUGUGAUUUUGAAUGAAAGACGAUGUAAAGGGAAACUCUUUGCAGCUGCAUUGAGCGGCAUCAGCUCACUUUUACUGAGAUUAAGUUUGUAUCCUGACAAGCAACUGAAUGACGUAAAAGUAGCAAGGGCAGCUGGAACAGAAACAGCAAGAUCAGAUAUAUAUAAUAAUAAAUCAUCCGCGUAUAGAGAUAAUUUGUGCUCCUGUCCAUAUCUGACUAUGCCUUUGAUACGUGGGUUGGAGCGAAGUGCUAUCGCAAGGGGUUCUAUAGAGAGAGCAAACAACAGAGGACUUAUAGGACAACCUUGGCGUGUCGACUGUUGUAAAGAGAAAUAUCCUGAGUGAGUGUUGUUAGUCCUGACACAGGCUAGAGGGGAUGAAGACAGAAGUUUUAGCCAAGCAAUGAACUUGGAACCAAAGCCGAAUUUAUGUAGGGUAUAAAAAAGAUACUUCCACUCCACGCGGUCAAACGCCUUUUCAGCAUCUAAAGAUAUAAUUGCCUCAGAGGUGCCUGUGGCAGAAGGAUUAUAUAUAACAUUAAACAGUUACCGUAGAAAGAGUGUCUGUUUUUAAUAAAUCCUGUUUGAUCAGGAGACAUAAUUGAUGGAAGAACGGCUUCCAGCCGCAUUGCCAAAAGCUUCGCUAAAAUUUUGUAAUCAACGUUUAAUAAGCUAAUCGGGCAGUAUGAUGUACAGUCAAGAGGAUCUUUGUUUUUUUAAGAAUAAGGGAGAUAGUUGCCUGUGUAAGUGUUGGCGGGAGAAUUUCAUUAGCAAAUGCUUCAUUGUACAUUUCUAAUAGAAUAGGGGCUAAUUUAGGAAAAAGCUUUUCAUAAAACUCUACAGGGUAACCGUCAGGCCCUGGGCUCUCACCUGAUUGAAGAGAUUUGACUGCUAUAGAUAAUUCUUCAACAGUGAUCUGCUCCUCCAAUUUUUCAACCAAAUCACGACUGACCACAGGCACAUCAAGGGAGUGGAAGAAAUUAUCAAGGUCUGAUGUAUCUGGUUGAUACUCGGAAGUAUAUAAAGACUGAUAGAAUCUGCUGAACUCAUCAUUAAUCCCCCUAGGGUCCAAUGUUAUUGCCCCCGCCGAUGUACGGAUUCUAGAGAUCUGAUGUGAUGAUGAAGAUUGGCGUAACUUGUGAGCCAACAAUCUACCGGCUUUAUCUCCUUGUUCAUAGUAGGUGCUCCUAGACUUGAAAAGUAGUUCUGUAAUCUGAUCAGUUACUAUCGUGUCGAAUUCUGCUUGCAAAGUCAAAUGCUCAUUAUAAAUAUCUGGAGAAGGUGAAACAGAAUAAAUGUCAUCUAAUUGGGCGAUAGAGCGUGUUAACACAGUUAGCCUGUCUUUUUUCAUUUUAUUCAUGAGUGCAGUAUAGGAAAUAAUUUCACCCCUGACGUAAGCCUUCAAGGUUUCCCAGAAAGUGGACAUAGAGAUAUCUGGAGUUCUAUUUGUGCUUUUAAAAAAGUCUAUUUGACCUGCAACAAUUUGACAAAGCUUUCCGUACUGAGCAGUUGAAUAUUUAGUCGCCAUGGUGGUCGCAAAUAAUCAAAAUUUUGAAAAGUUACUUUCAUUGUAACAGGGGCGUGGUCAGAAAUAACAAUUGAAUUAUAUGAACAUGAAGAUAUGGAAUGAAGAAGUAAGAAAAUUAAGACCAUUCCCUCCUGCUGGGUGGGCUACAUCAGGCUGAGUCAUGUCUUAGGAGAGAGAGGAUAUAUAAAGGACAUGGCAAAGUAGAAGCAAGAAAUCUUAGUUGACCGUAAUAAUACAAGUUUGAAAGACAAAAACAAGUCACAAGACGCAAAAAACACACAAGAACUAUGUACAGAGAAAAACCCCUCCCACAAACCCUCCCUUGCCGAAGCAUCUCCCCAACUGAGAUGCAAGCUAAACCCUAAAUACAAAUAAUUCUCAGAGCUAAACAUAACUCUUACUCUCUGCUACCUGAGGUUGUGACCAUAAAGCCAAAAUAAACCAAACCUACAUAAACUAACCAUUAGUAAGGUCUGAAGAGAGCUUUCAUCAAAUAAGUAGUUUCAAGGUCUGUAAGAUACCUUACGUGGUAAAACCAGACCCUAUCAGUGCAAACAGCCGACCAUUGGCAUAAAAGGCAACUUGUGUCAAAAUACCAUGACAAUAAUAUAAAUGAGAAGCAGCUAUGCAUAUUUGAGUAUGCAUAUCAGCAGUACUUUAGACUGUAGUGGAGAUUCAAAUACUGUACAUAGUAUUCAAAAAUAUAAAAAGACCUACAUCUCCACUAAAACAAUAUUUAAGUAUCAGUGAUUGUGAGAAAAAGGCUAUAGUAGAAAAAAAUAAAAAUAAAUAAAUAAAAUAAAAAUUCAAAAUAAGCUAUAUAGGCAGUAAGUUAUUGGCAUUAAGGGUGCCUCAGAUCAAAAUAGAAGUUAAUCCUGAUGAUACUAACAUUUUAACAUGGAUGAAAUAAGGA
Epinephelus lanceolatus (giant grouper) is the source of this 5356-nucleotide messenger RNA. Its product is annotated as peroxisomal succinyl-coenzyme A thioesterase-like. The record is from RefSeq and is a predicted model, not a curated record. Gene Ontology annotation, biological process: fatty acid metabolic process; acyl-CoA metabolic process. Gene Ontology annotation, molecular function: fatty acyl-CoA hydrolase activity. Lineage: Eukaryota; Metazoa; Chordata; Actinopteri; Perciformes; Serranidae.